GAUUCAUUUGAACUAAUCUGCACGAGGCACAGUGUUGUGUAUGAGCGAAUUUAUUUUGUGGGGGGGGGGAGACUGCGUUUCCCUUCAACCGGUCCUGACGCGCCCUUUAAUUCAGCCACUUCCUCCGCCAUGUAGCCGCUGUCGGCGUAACACAACAGCGGGAUCCUGAGCCUCAACAUCCCCCCUCCCGGUUCCGCCUCUGCCCGCCGCGUCUCCAGCGAGUCUCUGUCCCCUGCCAUGCCCCGGGUCACCUCUCUUCUGCCUGCCCUGCUAAUCGUCCUCCUGCCGGGCCCGGGUCGUGGAUAUUUCCCGGAGGAGCGCUGGAGCCCCGAGUCUCCGCUCCUCGCCCCCCGGGUCGUCCUCUCGGUGGUGUGCCGCAACUCGGCGCACUCCCUGCCGCUGUUCCUCGGAGCCAUCGAGCGCCUCGACUACCCGAAGGAGCGCAUUGCGCUGUGGGUGGCGACAGAUCACAACAUAGACAACACAACAGCCAUCCUGAGGGAAUGGCUUAUCAAGGUGCAGAAUGACUAUCACUAUGUGGAGUGGAGACCUCAGGAGGAACCCAGGGCCUAUGAAGACGAGCCGGGGCCCAAGCACUGGAGUAACCUCCGCUACGAACACGUAAUGAAGCUGCGUCAGGCCGCUCUGGAGACUGCCCGUGAGAUGUGGGCCGACUACCUGCUGGUGGCCGACUGCGACAACCUCCUCACGCGCAGCGACACGUUGUGGAAACUGAUGAGCGAAAACAAGACCAUUGUGGCGCCGAUGCUGGAGUCCAGAGCCGCCUACUCCAACUUCUGGUGCGGCAUGACUUCACAGGGUUACUACAAGCGCACAGCAGCCUACAUGCCCAUCCGUAAGCAGGAGCAACGCGGCUGUUUCGCCGUGCCGAUGGUCCACUCCACCUACCUGCUGGACCUACAGAAAGAGGCCUCCCGUCAGCUGGCUUUUUAUCCACCACACCCAGAGUACAGCUGGGCCCUGGAUGAUGUCAUCGUCUUUGCGUACUCUGCUCGGAUGGCGGAUGUGCAGAUGUAUGUGUGCAACAAAGAGACUUAUGGGUAUUUCCCGGUGCCAGUGCGUUCCCACGCCACCCUGCAGGAUGAGGUGGAGAGCUUCGUGCACACUCAGCUCGAGAUCAUGGUGAAAGACCCUCCGUUGGAGCCCUCCAGCUUCCUGUCUCCCCCCCCCAAGCAGCCCAACAGGAUGGGCUUUGAUGAGGUGUUCAUGAUAAAUCUGGAGCGGAGGUCCGACCGUCGCGAGCGAAUGUUGAGCAGCUUGUACGAGCAAGAGAUCAGCUGUAAAGUCGUAGCUGCUGUGGAUGGCAAAGCUCUGAACAAGACUGAUAUAGAGGCGAUGAGGAUUAAGAUGCUGCCGGGUUACAGAGACCCGUAUCAUAGUCGGCCCCUCACCAAAGGGGAACUGGGCUGUUUCCUCUCUCAUUACAACAUCUGGAAGGAGAUAGCAGAUCGUGGUCUGCAGACCUCCCUGGUCAUCGAGGAUGACCUCCGCUUCGAGGUGUUCUUCAAGCGACGUCUCCAGACGCUGCUGCAGGAGGUGACGAAGCACAAGCUGGACUGGGAUCUCAUUUACAUUGGGCGGAAGCGGAUGCAGGUGGACCACCAGGAGAAGCCGGUACCAGACAUCCACAAUAUCGUGGAGGCGGACUACUCCUACUGGACACUAGGCUACCUGCUGUCUCUACAAGGAGCCCAGAAGCUCCUCAGGGCAGAACCUCUCAGCAAGCUGCUUCCUGUGGAUGAGUUCCUCCCUGUCAUGUACAACAAACAUCCAGUUUCCGAGUACAUGGACCACUUUGAGGUCCGGGACCUGCGUGCCUUUUCGGCCGAGCCGCUCCUGGUGUAUCCGACCCAUUACACCGGAGACCAGGGCUACAUCAGUGACACGGAAACAUCGGUGGUCUGGGACAACGAGACCGUCAAAACGGACUGGGACCGGGCCAAGUCGAGGAAAACCCAAGAGCAGGGGGAGCUGAGCUUCGAGGCUCAGAACUCUGACGUGCUGCAGUCUGAGCUGGAGAACUGGAGCGCACGGGACGAGCUGUGAGGGAGACGAGACGAGAGGAGGUGAGCAGGAGAGAACUCUGGCACCGCGAGAUAAGGACGAGCCAGGUAGAACAAAGCUGUGAUGGUGGAGAAGAGGGAGAGAAUUCAACAGAGCAGCUUCCGUUUGAUUCAUUGCAUCCGACGCUCGUCCCUUCACCACAGCCCGGUCCAAUAAUAGUUCCAUGAUUUAAAGGAUAGUUUGCCCAGAUAUGCCCAGUUUUAAAACCAAACAUGCAGCUUGUUGCAUUUUGUUUGUUGAUUAGAUGAGAAAAACCAAAUAUGUUUUGUAACUUUCCAUAUUUAGAUGUCUCUGCCAGUCUUUUUUUAUUUGAUUUUUUUAAAUCAAAGAAUGAAUAAAGACUUUUAUCAUGA
Molecule: messenger RNA, 2438 nt
Organism: Pungitius pungitius (ninespine stickleback)
Lineage: Eukaryota; Metazoa; Chordata; Actinopteri; Perciformes; Gasterosteidae
Product: procollagen galactosyltransferase 1-like
Exons: 12
Coding region: 238-2067 (609 amino acids)
Molecular function (GO): procollagen galactosyltransferase activity
Source: RefSeq, a predicted model, not a curated record